This is a messenger RNA of Epinephelus fuscoguttatus (brown-marbled grouper), 4779 nucleotides long. It is a transcript of the gene nr2f6a, whose product is annotated as nuclear receptor subfamily 2, group F, member 6a. Bases 1368 to 2588 code for a protein of 406 amino acids. Gene Ontology annotation, biological process: negative regulation of transcription by RNA polymerase II; anatomical structure development; cell differentiation. Gene Ontology annotation, molecular function: nuclear receptor activity; zinc ion binding; RNA polymerase II cis-regulatory region sequence-specific DNA binding. The transcript has 6 exons. The record is from RefSeq and is a predicted model, not a curated record. Lineage: Eukaryota; Metazoa; Chordata; Actinopteri; Perciformes; Serranidae.
UCUCUCAAACACACACAAAUAGGUUGGAUGAAAACAGACAAGGGGAAAGAGGGACGAGGAGGAGAAAUAAAAAAAAAAGCCAACGCUGAGAAAUCCGGCCUGUCUCCGGCUGUGGCCAUUUUCUUCAAUCAUAAUUUGAUUUGUGGACUCUGAAGCCUGAGAGAGAGCGAAGAGAGGGGGGGAGAGCAGCACCCGUCCUUCCACCCCCACCUCCUGUUUGCCUGAGCCAUAGGGAAAGGCUUUACACACACACACACACACACACACUCACACACGGACGAGAAGCAGCACAGGGCUAGGCCGCAAGUCAUUAGUUCUUGGUGGGCAAGCACUGACAAAAGGCUGGAGGAGAGGAGCCCGCAUGAGUGCCUGGAGAGCAACCACAGAAACUAUGGAGGGCUGAGCACACCGACGCACUCCUCGUUUUCUUGGUUUUGUUUUUAUGUUUUGGGAAAGGAAGCAGCUCAAAGAAUAUUGUCACAAGCGAGCACCACAGCCAGCAGGGACGAGAGUGAUCACUUCCUUGUGUUGAGGAGCUACUUGUGUAUUUUGGAGGUCGGUCCACGUCGCCUCGUCUGCUGCUGCGGCUUGCAGCUGGCAGUGCCUUGAAGACCACAUGAGAGUGAUGUUGUUGUUGUGCGGACAUCAGUGUGUUUUCGCCUGAUCUGGAAUGUCUUCAUCGUGGGUCACAAUGCUGCCACUGAGAGGAUUACAGCAGAAUAGGAGAGCUGUGUCUGCGCUCUCAGCCUCGGCGCAUGGAGGGAAGAUCUAGAGCGAGAAAAGGAUUUAUUUCCCACUGAGGGAAGGCAGAGACACAUUAACGUUGAGGUUCCCCGGCUGAAGCGUGAGACCGUUCGACCGGGCAGGCUCCUCUUAAACCAUCUCAGGAAUCGGUCCGAGGAGAAGGACAAAAACAACAAACAGCUGGAGGAGAAGAGAGAGGACGGAGACGAAAAGAAAAGGGGGAAUUGAAAUCCACAGGCAUGCAAAACUAAAAGUUGCCACACUGAGACUGUUUCCAGGUCAUAGUGGAGUGGGAGGAGACUGAGCUGCUCUUGUUUUUUCUGCCUAACACCCUCCUCCUCCUCCUCCUCAAUGCUACAGCCUAUUUUUUCCUCAUUGACAUCUGCUUGUUUGGCCUGAGGACUUUUAUUUUCUCACUUCUGCAAUUAUAAAACCAUCAAGAGACUUAAUUAACAAAUGAGAGCACAGGCAAGCAGAGAAUCCUGAUUCUCUCAAGGUGAGGGGAAACACACUUUGGACUUCAUUUUUUUUUUAAUUCUUUAUAUAUUGAUGUUGCCUUGACAGCAGCCAGACAUCUUGGCCGCCUGUCCCAUUUUCUUCUGCCGUGGUUCGGUAACCAAGCGAUGGCCAUGGUGAGUGGGGGCUGGGGAGAUCCCAAUGGGGGCACCAACGGCUUGGGGGACAAGAGCUACCUGAGGGGGGAGGAGGAGGACGGCUCUCCGCAGGCGGGAGGCAGCGACAUGGAGGCCGGAGACGAUGACAAGUCCUGCGUGGUGGACUGCGUGGUGUGCGGGGACAAGUCCAGCGGGAAACAUUACGGCGUGUUCACGUGCGAGGGCUGCAAGAGCUUCUUCAAGAGGAGCGUCAGACGCAACCUCAGCUACACAUGCAGGUCAAACAGAGAGUGUCAGAUUGACCAGCACCACAGGAACCAGUGCCAGUACUGUCGACUGAAGAAGUGUUUUCGUGUUGGCAUGCGCAAAGAAGCAGUUCAACGCGGUCGCAUCCCACCUCAGCCGAGCCUCAGCCCUUCCAUCACGCCAAUAGGUGGCGCCAGCGGCCUUGGAGGGGGCGAGUUCUAUAACAACAACAACAAUGGAGGAAGUGGUGGAGGUCAGCCGGUGUCAGAGCUCAUUUCCCAGCUGCUGCGAGCCGAACCGUACCCCAGCAGUCGGUUUGGGCACCAGUACAACCAACAGGCCGGACCGGAUAACGCCAUGGGGAUCGAUAACAUCUGUGAAUUGGCUGCCAGGCUACUCUUCAGCACCGUGGAGUGGGCCAGAAACAUCCCUUAUUUCCCUGAGCUGCCCGUGUCAGACCAGGUGGCCCUGCUGAGGCUGAGCUGGAGCGAGCUGUUUAUCCUCAACGCGGCCCAGUCGGCCCUGCCGCUCCACAUGGCUCCCUUGUUGGCCGCGGCCGGCUUCCACUCCUCACCCAUGUCUGCAGAGCGCGUGGUGUCCUUCAUGGACCAGGUGAGGGUGUUCCAGGACCAGGUGGACAAGCUGACCAGGCUGCAGGUGGACUCGGCUGAGUACAGCUGUCUCAAGGCCAUCGCACUGUUCUCACCAGACGCCUGUGGUCUAACAGACCCAGUCCACGUGGAGUCUCUGCAGGAGAAGGCUCAGGUGGCUCUGACAGAGUACGAGAGGAUGCAGUACCCUAGUCAGCCUCAGCGCUUCGGACGCCUGCUCCUGCGCCUCCCUGCCCUGCGCGCCGUUCCCGCCAGCCUCAUCUCGCAGCUCUUUUUCAUGCGCCUGGUAGGAAAGACACCCAUCGAGACGCUGAUCCGUGACAUGCAGCUCUCCGGAAGCUCAAUCAGCUGGCCGUAUGUCCCAGGACAGUAGCCCCCUUACAGGCGAGGUCUCCGUCUGGGAUUAGUGACGACAAGGACCCACAGGAAACCUCCUGACUCAUCACUAUCCAUCUGUGUGGUUAUCAAACUGCAGCGCCAGCUGGCCAUCAUAUGUACUGUACUGAAACCGCUCUAUUCCCCCUCAUGAAACGAGCCCUCUGUCUCCACGCGGGCCUCCAGCGAAGAGAGGAGCCAGUGCCAGGCUGGAUCUGUCUUGUUGCCAGCCCAGUCGUUCUGGUGCCAGGUCUCAGGCCAGAGACCAGCUUUUCAUGCUGGGCUCCGAUAUGGCCACCACAGCCAGUCAUGUCACCACCCACAUGCCAUAGUGACUAAAGACGCCACAGUUUCAUGUAGAGGGCAGCAGCACCCCGCUACAAAUACAUCUAGAGGACAAAACUGUCCCGCCGCUGAAAGUCAGCAGAACAGUUUUCCCCACACUGGGCUCAUUUUCCAUGGCUCACCAUUUGUGAUACAGUGACCUUUUUAUCCACAUAACUGAAAACAUUGCAGUCUCGUUAUUAGUUGGAUUUAAUGAACGGUGGUGAACUGAGCAUAAGACAAAGGAAAUGCCUCGUUGUUGAAGAGAAACUUUUGAACUGAGCUGAGAAAGAAGCCAAGGAGUCGAUCAAAUGGAACAGAAGUAAAAUAAAACCAAGGAAUAAUCACCAAAGUCUAUCAUAUCAUCCUCAGAGAUGCUUUUUAAACAGAAUAAUUAGUACACAAAGCAGAGAGAAAGAGCUGAACGGACUCUUGUGACUGACCAUCAAGUGAACAAUGCAUUUAAAUUCAUUCACAGGGCUCACUGUUGCUGGAGUUUUGCUGGAGAUUUUUUCCAAAAAAAAAGAAAGAAAAGAAAGCAGCCACAGUUACAUGAGAGCGGACUAAUACCUCACAAGACAUCAGAAUGCUUCAGUCUGAUCUUUCCUAAACACAAACCUCUGUAAGUGUUGUUCACCAGAAACCGCCUUCUUUUUGACAACUGCCUUGUUAUUCAUUAUGAAUUUGGGACACAUUAUAAAAUAUGAAAUGAGCAUCACAAACAUUCGUCUUGUAUCUUUUUAAAAACAAAUCCCCAAAGUGAUUUUCACUUGUGUUUUUGAAUAUGAGUCCUGACUGACUGAAUAAGGUGAAUUCAGCUAUUAAACAUUGUUUGUAUUUUUUUUUUUGUAUUGAGAGAACGGCAGGCUGACAUCAACUCGGGUUCUAGUAAAACAACUCCAGAUAUAAGAAUUAGUGAAUAGUUAGUGGUGAGAGAGUUUAUAACCAACACUACUAAUUGAAUACCAGUUUACGUCGAUCAAUGCUGUUUCUGGGGGUAAUAGUCUCCCGAAAAAAUGUAUUGAAGUGUAUAUAUUGAGGCCAACUUUGUCUUUUUGCAUGUUUGAAAUGUUGUUUUGGAUCUCUGCUAAGUGGAGACUGUUUCUUUUACAUUAUGUAAUUCAAGGUUCAGUUAAACAUUUAAAGUAUUGCUUUCACUGUUAGCUCCUAAAUGUUUUUUUCUAUAUGUAUUUACAUGAAAAUACCUCUGUCAUCUGUUUAGAUGUCAAAAAAAAGAAGCUUAUCUUCAUGCCAUUACAGCUGAUGUGACAGAGAUGCUGUUGUGAAUGAUGUGAGACGACACUGUAAUGGAUGAAAAUCUGGUGGAGGAAAAAAAACUGCACUUGGAGGAUUUUAAUGCCAAAACAUCACGCUAUCUGUGAGACGUUAAGAGAAGUUGGGCCCAGAUUCGCUGGUCCACCAGGAUUUACCUCACACAGGUGUUUCAAGAGGCGAGUUUACAGAAUCAAAUUUGAAAGGAAAGAACGAUAUCAACUCAAAACACAACGUAUUUCAGCAUUUAGUGUUUCCACACACACACAAAGUUUAAGGAUGUAACUCUGCUUCUUGAUCUACCGCCGGGCCUUUUGAAAGACAUUUGGAUAUUCUUCUUUUAGACAACAACUCACACACCCAUGUCAUCGAAGUAAAAAAAGAAAAAAAAGAAAAAGAUGAUUAUGCUAUUAAUGUUUUCUUAUCUUUGUGUUACUGAGUUCUUAAGUUUUUAAACUUUCAUGUGUAUGGCAACGUUAUUAAAAGAAUCAGAAGAUGACGAUGUGUCUUUAGUUAUGUUUUUGUUUUUCAAAUUACUUGAAAAAGUGUUGUAAUUACAUCUGUAUGAAGAAUGCCAAAUAAACACUGCAACA